Plectropomus leopardus (leopard coralgrouper) is the source of this 740-nucleotide messenger RNA. The record is from RefSeq and is a predicted model, not a curated record. NCBI's taxonomy places the organism in Eukaryota, Metazoa, Chordata, Actinopteri, Perciformes, Serranidae.
AUAAUUGCAGUGGUGGAUGGAGUCACAGCUUCUGUAAAGACUGUCUGAAGAGUUGGUGGACACAGAAACCAGCACAGGAGUGUCCAGUUUGUAAGAGAAGAUCUUCAAAGUCUGAACCACCUUGUAACCUGGUGUUAAAGCAGCUGUGUGAGGCCUUCUUACAGGAGAGAGAUCAGAGAGCUUCAGAGGCUCUCUGCAGUCUGCACUCUGAGAAACUCAAACUCUUCUGUCUGGACCAUCAGCAGCCGGUGUGUCUCAUCUGCAGAGAUUCAGAAAAACACAGCGACCACAGAUUCAGACCCGUCGAUGAAGCUGCACGACAACACAAGAAGAAACUUCAGGAGACUCUGGAGCCCUUAAAGGAGAAGUUAAAGGUUUUUAAACGAGUUAAAGUGAAGUCUGAACAAACAGCAGCUCACAUGAAGGUCCAGGCCCGACGCACAGAGACGCAGAUUAAGGAGCAGUUUAAGAAGCUCCACCAGUUUCUGGAGGAGGAAGAGGAGGCCAGGAUGGCUGCACUGAGGGAGGAAGAGGAGCACAAGAGUCAGAGGAUGAAGGAGGAGCUGGAGGCUCUGAGCAGAGAGAUAGCGGCUCUUUCAGACACGGUCAGAGACGCAGAGGACGAGCUGAGAGCCGAAGACGUCUCCUUCCUGCAGAGAUACCAGGCUGCGGUGGACAGAGUCCAGCAGCGCCCCCUGCUGGAGGAUCCACAGCUGCUCUCAGGAGCUCUGAUAGACGAG